Python bivittatus (Burmese python) is the source of this 4750-nucleotide messenger RNA. Lineage: Eukaryota; Metazoa; Chordata; Lepidosauria; Squamata; Pythonidae. The record is from RefSeq and is a predicted model, not a curated record.
AGAAUAAAAAAGCUAAUAAAAAAAAAAAAUAAGAGGCUGCUUUUCUCCUCUGGUUCGUGGCAGAAAAGCGCGGUCGAAUGCAAAGGGGGCGGACGCUCACUGCCAUUGGGAACUGAACAGAGCAGCCGCCUCCAACAGCCCAGAGCCUCAGCUGGGUGCGGCCCAGCCCUGCUCCCCAGGCGGCCCGGAGCCUCGCCCAGGCAGGCCUGGGAAGGAAGAUAAACCCUGGGCUAAACGGGAGGCAGCGGGAGCCGCUGCACGGCCCUCAGCCGUUUUGCAAACGCUUCUUCCGUGCCAAGCUCUGCUGAGAAAUGUAGGAGAUUACGCAACGCGCAUAGGUCAGAGGUCUCUUGUGGGGGUCAGCAGCUGGCCGCCUCAGGCUCAGAGCUGGACCGUUCCCUUGCUCUGUUCUGUAGCCCCUGCUCGAGCCUCCAGACCUUUAUUUUUCGGCUCCAGGUGAAAAGAGAAACCAGGAAAAUACUCCUUCUCAUAUAAAGCUAUGCCGGCCUGCUUGUUUGCAGCUGGUCAGCAGCUGGCGGCGUCCACAUCAAAUCCAGCCCGUUGCUACCUCGCGCUCGUUGGCCCACUGCUUUCUUUCGCCUGCAGGCCAAAGAGAGUGAGCUUGGGGUUCAGCUGGAGAGCCAAAUGGGACACGCAGGAAGGCUUUGGUGCUUGGGUCAUCCUUGUUGAUGGCUGUUACAGCGCACGUCAAAUAUUCCCACUCCAGUAAACAUGACAGCGCACUCGUGUCGUUCUCCAGUCCCUCGGAUGCAAAGCAGCCCGACAAGUUAAUCGUGGUCUGGACUCGGAGGAGCCGGCGGAUCUGCUCCAAGGCUCACAGCUGGCAGCCGGGCAUCAAGAAUCCUUAUCGGGGCGAGGUGGUAUGGAUGGUGCCAGAGAACGUGGAUAUCAUGGUCACGCUUUAUAGGGACCCCCACGUGGAGGAAUAUGAAGACAAAGAUUGGACCUUUGUGGUGGAAAAUGAGUCUAAGGGGCAACGGAAGGUGUUGGCCUCGGUGGACGUGAACCUCAAACGCUUCGCCAGCCAGACGCCCACCCAGGUGGAUUUGAAGCUGAAGCUAAAGCCGAAGUCGGUGAAAGUUGUGGCUGCCUCCCUCCAGCUCACGCUCUCGUGUGUCUUCUUGCACGAGGGAAAAGCCACGGAUGAAGACAUGCAAAGUUUGGCCAGCUUGAUGAGCUUCAAGCCCUCUGACGUUGCCAACCUGGAGGAUUUUCCGGACAGCGACGAGGAGGCGGACGAAGCCUUGAAACGUGGCUGGGUAGAGGACGUGGCGGGCCACGCAGCAUCUCCUCCAGACGCAUCGCGGGAUCUGAACACCUUGGCUGAAGAAGAGGAGGACCCGUCCGGCCAUCCUCCGUCGGCUUCCGAGGCGUGCCUCAAGGAAGCCAUGGCAGCGGUCUCCCAGCCACAUGUGGCGAGCCGUGGAAAAGUCCCCGGAGGUUCCCCGCGUCCCGCGGCGAAGGCUGCUCCUGAGGUUCUCUCGUCUGACGCGGAGUCCCUCGGCAGCCCCACGCUGGUGAAUUCCAGCCACUGCUUGCUCCAGUGGUGCCAGGAGGUGACGGCUGGCUAUCGUGGGGUCCGUGUGACCAACUUCACGACGUCUUGGCGCAAUGGUCUAGCUUUCUGUGCCAUUCUGCACCGCUUCCAUCCAGAAAAGAUCAAUUAUGAAGCUCUGGAUCCACUUGAUAUCAAGCAGAACAAUAAACUGGCCUUUGAUGGCUUUGCCACGCUGGGCAUCUCUCGGGUGAUGGACCCAGCCGAUAUGGUGUUCUUGACCGUGCCCGAUCGGCUGAUCGUCAUGACGUACCUCUGCCAGAUCCGGGCGUUUUUCACUGGGCAAGAGCUCAACGUGGUGCAGUUUGCCAGCCACAGCAGCGAGACCACGUACAAGGUGGGCAAGUUCGACACAGAUUCCUCCGGAUCCAUUGAUCCGGCCGUUUUUUACUCCCAACAUCUGCAAAAUAACGCUAGUCAGGCAGAGAAGCCAGGGAGGCUGGACGCCAAGGAGGAUUCUGGGAAAGCAACAGGGCCGGACGUUACGGCGGAGGAAAACGAGAAAGAACAGGGCUCUGCUGUCCUGGAGAAUUCUGGGAGGGCUGAGGAGGCAACCGAAGCAAAGGAUUCUGGGAAUGAAGCCAGUGCAGAGACGGCCCCCUGCAACGAGAGCGAGGCCCGGCCGGGGAUGGAGCAGGAGAACGGCUCGGGCGUGGCGGGCAGGGCUGUCGCCGAAGGACCAGAGGUCGAAAACGGGGUUGCCCCCGAAGAACGCAAAGCAGCGCUUCUUGGCCCUCUGGAUUAUAAAGCCGAGAGCACAAAUGCCAACGAGAGAGCGGUGGGCGAGAGCAGCCCGAAUGCACAGCAUCUUCUCGACACAAGCGCCAAAGCCGACGGGUUGAUCAACGGUGCUCCUCCAGCCUUGGAACAGGGGGUGGCCCCCGGGGAUUCUGGGAGCGAAAUCCCACGGCACGAUGGGAAGGGACUGGCCAACGGCUCCCCAGCGGCCCCCAGCCAGGGCCCGGAGGAUCCUGGGAGCCGUGGGGCAGAAGAAGCGAAGGGCGUGGGGAAGCCGUCGGCUGGCCAGGAGGAGAAGGUGGUUGCUCCUCCCCGGCUGAAACGGCUCGCCUCCCGUGGCAGCGUGGAGCGCCCCCUGCAGAGCACCCUCCCGACGGGCGGCCCGGCUCCCGUCGCGCCUCCCCGGUCCCACGCCACCAAGUCCGCCUUUGCUCACAUGCGCGACGCAGACCUGGUGAAGAAGCGGCGCUCGCGGCUGAAGAGCGGCUCCCUCUCGGUGGACGAGGCGGAGGGGGGCGGACAGUCGGAGGAGCCCAGCCAACCACAGGCUGCGGAUGAGGUUUGCAAUGAGGGGACAAAGGCCCAGCAAACAAAACCACCAGCCUCUCCAACCGUUCCUUCCCCGGAUCAACGUCUAGACUCCGGAUUCAAACCCAACAGCAAUGAAGAAGAAAUUCCAAAAUUUCAAGAUACCAGCCAGUAUGUGGUCGCUGAACUCCGGGCUUUGGAGAACGAACAGAAGCAAAUUGAUGGGCGGGCAGCCGUGGUGGAGAAGGACCUGCGGAGUCUGAUGGAAACAGGUGCAGACAAGUUGAAGGAGGAGGAACUGAUCCAAGAAUGGUUCACGCUGGUGAAUAAGAAGAACGCCCUGAUCCGGCGGCAGGACCAGCUACAGCUGUUGAUAGAAGAACAAGACCUGGAACGACGGUUUGAGCUUCUGAGUCGCGAGCUUCGUGCCAUGAUGGCUAUUGAAGACUGGCUCAAAACAGAAGCCCACCAGCAACGGGAGCAGCUCCUUCUGGAAGAACUGGUCUCGCUGGUGAAUCAACGGGAUGAAUUAGUCAGAGAUCUGGAUAUCAAAGAGCGGAUAGCUUUGGAGGAAGACGCCAGACUGGAGCGGGGCCUGCAGCAAAGACGCCACAAGUUGAGUCGACGGGAAAAGUGCCGCGUCAGCUGAGGAGCGUUCGUGCCUUUCUCUCCACCCCUGCAGUGUUGCAACGCCCCGCCUGUUUCCCGGACCGCCACCAGCCUGUUGCCCCGGCCUGCUGCGCUUGUCCGUUCACGCAAGGGAGAACUGCUGAGUGGACUUUCCCCCCCUUUUGUGGGGGCAUAAAUUAAGAUGCACUUCCUUUUUUCCCCAUGCCCUCCUGGAAGACAAACUUUCGAUGGGAAUUUAUAGGGCAGGGCUCCCCCCGAGCCCCGUUUCUCUCGGGGAGAAAUUUGCAAAGAUCUGUUUUAGAAACUAUUUAUUGGGUUGCGUGCGGGUGUGUGUGUGCGUGUGUGUGCAUGCCAGGCGGUUCUGGGUUCGAAAACGGGUUGUUUCUCCUCCGUUCUGAAGAAGCUUUGCAAGGGGCUUUUGUUUUCAACUUUAAAAAAAGAAAAAAAAACAACCCAAGCUUGAUGGUACCAAAGCCGCAUCGUGCCUUUAAUGCUCCUAGUGCCAAAUGGGGUGACGGGCAAGCUUUAUGCCCACCUCUUCCUGGAUUUGGGCUUCAUUCCUGCCUGGGUAUUUUGCACUAAAUUUGUAUCGGACCUUGGAAUAAAUGCUUCAAAAGUAGAACCAGCUGGUGAGGGAUGCAAAGGUAGGGGUGCAUUCAUUCACGGAAUGAGUUCAGUUUUAAUUGUAUUGGCUGCACUUUCUGCUGUCAUGAAAGGAACGGCUGGGGAAGAGGUCAGCAGCGGAAUAUCGAUGAAAAGUGUUCCUUAUGGGAGGGAAGUGAAAGGUUAGCCCAGUGCAGCAAAAUCUCUAGUCAAGAGCGGGGUGAGUUUUCCUCCAAGAACUGAGCUGGAAAAAAAUCAAUCUGGCCCAUUCUUGGUGGGAGGCAACCGUGAGCUUCGUUUAGAAGAGCAUUUCCUGACCUUGGCAAGGUCCAGAUGUGUGGACUUCAACUCCCAGAGUUCCGCAGCCAUGGAUGAGAAUUCUGGGAGUUGAAGUCCACAUCCUGGGAAAUUGCCAUGGUUGGGAACUACUGAUUUAGAAGCAGUUUCUGCUCUGGCAGCUGCUAAUUGCUGCCUCAUCAAAGUUUUGGCAAGGCGGGUUUUCAUUCUCAUGGAAGCAACAGAACAGCCGCAUUAAAGUGUCCUUUUCACCAUUUUAAAAGCCAGGAGGAUCGGUGGUAUCUUGUGCAUGAAACAGCAAUAUUUUGUUACUGGGGAAAAAACCCCACAAAUACAGUUGCAAUAAAAAUAAUAAAACGAGCACCAUCUUCUGUACUA